UUCAUUUCAGCUGUGGGAAUCGUCAGUUCGGGGGAAAAGGGGGCACUUAACAAAUACAGGGGACCAGACCCACGUACACACGUGACUGGAUGUGACUUUUAAUCGUUUUAAACAGCCUAUCACUUCAUCCAUUUCAUGUGUGAUUUCAGCCCAUAGUUUUGCUUAUGUUUGUUGGAAUCGACUAAACUGUCUGGAUCGCUUGUGGACCCUGGCUACAGGAGUGUACAGCCCACUACCAUCAUGGCCUCUGCCACCUCCACCCCUGCCGGCCUAGGCGGCCGCAGCGGCCGCUCCGCCAGCCGCCGCAGCACAGCCGCCGGCCUGCCCCCAUCCAGCACCAGCCCGACCUGCCAGUCCCGCAUCCAGGAAAAAGAUGAACUCCGACACCUCAACGACCGUCUGGCCAAUUACAUUCAGCGUGUCCAAGAGUUGGAAAGUGAAAGGUCCUUCAUGCUAAUUCAGCUGGAGGACAAGGAUGAAUCGAAAAGCCGAGAGAUGGGCAACGUGCGGCGGCUGUACGAGGAGGAGUUAGCCGAUGUUAGAAAGUCCCUGGACGACCUGGCCGGAGAGAGGGCCCGUCUGCAGAUCGACUAUGGGAAUCUCUGCGACGAGUACAGGAAACUUCAAGCCAGGAACCAGAAGAAGGAGAGUGAUCUGGUGAAUGCACUGGCCCAGUGGAGGAAAGUUGAGGCAACUCUGAGCUCCAAGGAUUCUGAGUACACUAAGCUACUGUCUGAGAACAAGAGCCUCAAAGAUGACUUCACUGACCUCCAGCGUCAGCUGGAAAAAGUAGAAGGUGUACUGACUGACACAAAAAACCAGCUGACCUCUGAGAUCCUGAGGAGGGUGGAAAUGGAGAACCAGGUGCAAACCCUCAAAGAACAGCUGGAACUCCAGAGGAACAUCAGUGAGCAGGAGAUCUUUGAGAUGCGAAGCCGACAUGAGAGCCGACUAGUGGAGGUGGACUCGGGACGACGGAGAGAGUUUGAGAGUAAACUGGCCGAGGCAAUGCAGCAGCUCCGCCAGGAUCAUGAGUCUCAGCUGCAGCAGUACAAAGAGGAGAUGGACAAGACCUUCAGUUCAAAGCUACAGAAUGCCCAGCUGGCCGCAUUGGAAAAAAAAGAUGUUGCCUCAGCCACCAAAGACGAACUGGAAUCCACCAAGGUUAGAGUGGAGUCCCUCAGCUCCCAGCUCCAGCAGUACCAGAGAGAUAAAAUGGUGCUGGAGGGCCGCUUUCAGGAGCUGGAGCGGACUCUUGACAGGGAGCGGGAGGUCUGGCAGCAGAAACUCUAUCAGAAGGAGCAGGAGCUGCAGAACAUGAGAAGCAAGAUGUACAGCCAGCUAGAAGACUAUGAGAGCCUGCUGGAUGUCAAAUUGGCUCUGGAUAUGGAGAUCAAUGCCUACAGGAAGAUGCUGGAGGUGGAGGAACAGAGAUUGCACCUAUCACCGACCCCCUCCCAGUGCACAGCCAUACCUCGAACACACGAACACAGUAGCCGCAGGCUUAAAGGGAAGAAGCGGAAACACGAAGGAACCUCUGGCAGUUCGCCUGCCUAUAAAAUGUCCAGUCGAUCAGCAGAGCGUGGUUCUGUGUGUGUGGCAGAAGUCGACGUGGACGGAAAAUAUGUUAGACUGAAGAACAACUCUGAAACGGAGCAGCCGCUGGGUGGCUGGGUGGUUCGGAGGAUGUACCCAGACUCUGGAGACAUCUCCUUCCACAUCCCCUCCUCCUGUGUCCUGGCUGGUGGGCAAACCCUCACAAUUUGGUCAGCAGGUGCAGAGGCAGAGGCUGAUUCUGGGGACCUUAUUCUUCAGGGAAACAGGAACUGGGGCCCCAUUACUGAUGUAAGGGUAAUCCUUCUCAACCCCGACCAUGAGGAAAUGGCCGAGCGCAGAGUGUGUAUGCAGGGCAGAGGUGACGAGGAAACUGAACUGGAGUUUGAUGAAGACUAUGUCGCGGGCAGUGACCUCCAGCACUUUCGGAGACAGGAUCUGUCUAAGGAAGGAAGCUGUACGGUCAUGUAAUUGCUUGUCUAUCUCCUGCAGUCCUUCAUGUCCAGCUGGAAAACCUGGCUUUGGCCCGGGAGUACAAAAAUGUCUGUUACUGUCUGGUUUUCAGUGCUGUCUCAUUCAACAAAUUCCUACAGUAGGACAUUGAAAUGUUAUUCUGUAAAAGCUCAAAUGCCUUAGAUAAAAGCGUCAACCUCAGUAUUCUUCAAUUGUUUCAUCAUUCUAAUUGCACAAGACAAAAUAUGAGCUUUGCCUUGAUUUAAUCUAAUUUAAACAUGUGUGUGUGUGUGUGAAAUAAAACUAGCAUAAUAAAGUUAUUAAUACAGUUUAAUCAGA
This is a messenger RNA of Scatophagus argus, 2346 nucleotides long. It is a transcript of the gene lmnl3, whose product is annotated as lamin L3. Bases 241 to 2025 code for a protein of 594 amino acids. NCBI's taxonomy places the organism in Eukaryota, Metazoa, Chordata, Actinopteri, Scatophagidae. The record is from RefSeq and is a predicted model, not a curated record. The transcript has 11 exons.